UAACAUAAGACGUCUACAGACCAUCGUUCCCGCUAUCCCAAAGCACAUCUCCGACUUUGGAGAUAUCACUUUGUAAAUCUAUUGCUGCACAGUAUCUUGACUGACCACAACAUAAGACCCAUCCCAACGGAAUAUAAGGCUGAUAUCUUCAGGAAUCCAUCAUGAAUGAAAACUGCUUUGCCAUCGAUAUUCUGCUGUUGUGCAUAUCAUGCGGAGCAAGUGCGUUGGCCGCCUACAAGCCCUCACCGUCCUCAACGUUGCCAGUCACUAAUUUUACCAAUAUUGGCUCAGACCUCAAUUAUCGGGUUGAGACUGCGAGCCUGCCGAAAACCAGACGGAAGCGUUUCAUCUCCCAAAACGACAUGCUUGCAAUUCUCGAUUACCAUAAUAAAGUUAGAGGGAAGGUUUUCCCUCCGGCGUCGAACAUGGAGUAUAUGGUCUGGGAUGAAAGCCUGGCCAAAACCGCGGAGGACUGGGCUGCUACUUGUUUGUGGGAACACGGACCCCGGAGUCUACUCCGAUUUCUGGGUCAGAACCUCUCCGUCCGGACGGGUCGGUACAGAUCCAUCCUUCAGCUAGUGAAGCCUUGGUAUGAUGAGGUGAAAGACUACUCUUUUCCCUACCCGCGCGACUGCAACCCUCGCUGCCCUCUCAAGUGCUAUGGACCCAUGUGCACACACUAUACACAGAUGGUGUGGGCCACAUCAAACAAAGUAGGCUGUGCUAUCCAUACCUGCCACAACAUGAACGUGUGGGGGUCGGUGUGGAAGAGGGCAACAUACCUUGUGUGCAACUAUUCUCCAAAAGGGAACUGGAUCGGGGAGGCCCCUUACAAAGUGGGCGUGCCGUGCUCCAUGUGUCCUCCCAGCUACGGAGGCUCGUGCAGCAACAACAUGUGUUUUCCUGCUGUGAACUCCAACUAUCUGCACUGGUUUAAAUAA
Molecule: messenger RNA, 941 nt
Organism: Sardina pilchardus (European sardine)
Lineage: Eukaryota; Metazoa; Chordata; Actinopteri; Clupeiformes; Clupeidae
Gene: pi15a
Product: peptidase inhibitor 15a
Exons: 6
Coding region: 162-941 (259 amino acids)
Cellular component (GO): extracellular region
Source: RefSeq, a predicted model, not a curated record